This is a messenger RNA of Helianthus annuus (common sunflower), 1010 nucleotides long. RefSeq lists its product as uncharacterized. The record is from RefSeq and is a predicted model, not a curated record. Lineage: Eukaryota; Viridiplantae; Streptophyta; Magnoliopsida; Asterales; Asteraceae. The transcript is spliced from 4 exons. Bases 386 to 676 code for a protein of 96 amino acids.
UCGUGUUCUUUCUGGUUCCUCAUCAGCCAUUAUGAAAGAAAACCAUAACACAGAAAUCCUACCUUCAUCGGCGUGAAACCAUCCAUCAUCUAUCUGUCCACUUUUUCUGAUUCCGAUGGCUCUGCAUAUCGCCAAACGCCUCCUCCGCACCCGCGCCACAACCCCUGCCGUCGCGCUUUUCUCAGCCGUUGAUCGGAGCUUUUCCUCCACCUCUUCCGAUCUGAUUCGCGCCACUCUCUUUCCCUGCGACGGCAUCGGUCCAGAGAUCGCCGAAUCCGUCAAAUAGGUUCGACUUGUUUUUUGCGGUUUGAUUUUUUUGGUCUCCGUGUCUUCUGCUUUCUCUGAUUACUUGAACUUGCGACAACAUUAACUAUUACGGCGGUGAAUGUCGAUGCCGCAAUUGGUAAGAGGAAAUCUGGAUUCAUAUUCGGAUCUUUUACAUCUAUCCCUACCGGAUUUUUACUGGAUUGUUGGAUCUGUGCAGAGUAAAAUAUGGGGCUUGGAGGCAGCUCUGGACAAGGCUGUACAGCUUGACGAUGAUGGAAAGAUUAGACUGUUUCAGGGAGACCUCCACCCGCAACUUCAAUGGCAGUUGGGCAGUUUUUCAACCCAGAGGAAGGCCGUAAAGAAUUUUCUCCUAAAUUGUUGCUUCUUUCUGUAUUUUCUCAGAAGGUGAGAGAUGGGGAUUACAACGUCAAUGAAACGGUCAAUGUUUUUACCGCAAAAACCACUGAAAUCGGACACAGGACAUGGGGAAUGGUGAGAGGCGUAAUGGCGUUAGCUACACAAAAGGUUGAACAAUAUCUCUUUCUUUCAUUUACAUUUCACCAUGACCACUGCUUUGCAUAACUGUUUAAAAUAAAUACACUGUAACUAUAUUAGUUGAACUAAGAUGUAGACUAAAUGACAUGUAUUUUGUGCCAUAGAAGUUGUACAUCUUGUUACAAAGACCAUACUAAAAGCGAAAUUUGAUUGUAACAAAGUCGUUUUCACGGUAAUAUUUGUUAAUC